AUGGCACUUUAUCAAAAAACAAUUGAAAACUUUGAAACAUUACUUAAAUGUGACAUAAUUGAUUUAAAUAAACUCAAAACUCUUGCAUUUAAUGGUUGUCCAGCUGAGAAUGGUAUACGUAGUUUAACAUGGAAGAUUCUACUUAAUUAUCUUUUACUUGAUCGAACAAAAUGGGAAACACAUUUAGCUAAACAACGUGAAUUAUAUCGUGGUUAUAUUCGUGACACUAUUAUAAAACCUGGUCUUACACCAACAUCUCAUUCGGAUAUUGUUGAUCAUCCAUUAAGUUCUGCACCAGAGAGUUCAUGGACAGCUUAUUUUAAAGAAAAUGAAGUUUUACUUCAAAUUGAUAAAGAUGUUCGACGACUUUGUCCUGAUUUAUGUUUUUUUCAACGUAAAACUGAUUAUCCAUGUGCUGAAAUAAUGAAACAAGAAACAGGUUUUGAAAGUUUACGUAAACGUAUUGCAUCAACAUCACUUAAAGUUGAAUCACAAACUCAAUCACGUUUAACUGGUCGAUUAGAAUUUCUAUCAAAUAAAACUUUAUCUCAAAAAAAAAAUAAUUCAUCAAAUUUCACAUCUGAUGAUGGUGAAUAUGAAAUAUUAGCUGAUGGAUGUGAAGCACAUUGGGAAGUUGUUGAAAGAAUUUUAUUUGUUUUUUCAAAACUUAAUUCUGGACAAAGUUAUGUACAAGGAAUGAAUGAAAUUAUUGGACCUAUUUAUUAUACAUUUGCUACAGAUCCAAAUAUAGAAUGGAGAGAAUAUGCCGAAGCAGAUACAUUUUAUUGUUUUACAAAUUUAAUGAUACAUAUACGAGAAAAUUUUAUGAAAGUUUAUGAUAAUUCUGAAUUUGGUAUUCGUGUACGUAUGCAAAAAUAUACAAUGUUAUUAAAACAAACAGCUAAAGAUAUAUAUGAUUUAUUUGAAGAACAACAUUUAAAACCUGAAUUUUAUGCAUUUCGUUGGUUAACAUUAUUACUUUCACAAGAAUUCAAUUUACCAGAUGUUUUACGUAUAUGGGAUUCAUUAUUUGCUGAUCAAGAACAAAAUUUUCAAUUUUUAUUUUAUAUUUGUUGUGCUAUGGUUAUUCUACAACGAGAUCAACUUCUAAAUGAAACACAAGCACAUAAUAUUAAAUUACUACAAAGUUAUCCACCUGAUACGGAUGUACAUAAAAUUUUAGAAAAAGCAGUUGAACUUAAACGUAUGCAUGUUAAUUGA
Rotaria sordida is the source of this 1221-nucleotide messenger RNA. The record is from the annotation of a GenBank genome assembly. NCBI's taxonomy places the organism in Eukaryota, Metazoa, Rotifera, Eurotatoria, Philodinida, Philodinidae.